GUCAGGAUAUGGCUGAGCAGGACGUGGAAAAUGAGUUGCUGGACUAUGAAGAGGACGAAGAGCCUCAGGCAGUGACUGACGCAACCCCCGUCCCUGCCAAAAAGGAUGUGAAGGGCUCCUAUGUCUCCAUCCACAGCUCUGGUUUCCGAGACUUCCUUCUGAAGCCAGAGCUGCUCCGUGCCAUUGUGGACUACGGUUUUGAGCAUCCGUCAGAAGUGCAGCAUGAAUGCAUUCCACAGGCUAUCCUGGGCAUGGACGUGUUAUGCCAAGCCAAGUCGGGCAUGGGCAAAACGGCUGUCUUCGUACUGGCCACCCUGCAGCAAAUCGAGCCGUUAGACGGGCAGGUGUCAGUGUUGGUGAUGUGCCACACCCGGGAGCUGGCCUUUCAGAUCAGCAAGGAGUAUGAGCGCUUUUCCAAGUAUAUGUCUUCUGUCAAGGUAUCUGUCUUCUUUGGGGGCCUUUCCAUCAAGAAAGAUGAAGAGGUGUUGAAGAAGAACUGCCCACAUAUCGUGGUGGGGACCCCAGGCCGUAUUCUAGCCCUGGUACGCAACAAGACCCUCAACCUGCGCAACGUCAAGCAUUUUGUACUGGAUGAGUGUGACAAGAUGCUGGAGCAACUGGACAUGCGUCGUGAUGUGCAGGAGAUCUUUCGACUGACACCCCAUGAGAAGCAGUGCAUGAUGUUCAGUGCCACCUUGAGCAAGGAGAUCCGGCCUGUCUGCAAGAAGUUCAUGCAGGAUCCCAUGGAGGUGUUUGUGGACGACGAGACCAAGCUGACUCUGCAUGGCUUGCAGCAGUACUAUGUCAAGCUGAAGGACACGGAGAAAAACCGCAAGCUCUUUGACCUGUUGGAUGUGUUGGAGUUCAACCAGGUUGUGAUAUUUGUGAAAUCGGUGCAACGCUGCAUGGCGUUAGCCCAGCUCCUGGUUGAGCAGAACUUCCCUGCCAUUGCCAUUCACAGGGGCAUGUCUCAGGAAGAGAGGCUCUCACGGUACCAGCAAUUCAAGGACUUCCAGCGUCGAAUCCUGGUUGCCACUAAUCUUUUUGGCCGCGGAAUGGAUAUUGAGCGGGUCAACAUUGUCUUCAAUUACGACAUGCCUGAGGAUUCUGAUACCUACCUGCACAGGGUGGCCCGAGCUGGGCGCUUUGGCACAAAAGGCUUGGCUGUUACCUUUGUGUCUGAUGAAGGUGAUGCCAAAAUCCUCAACGACGUUCAGGAUCGCUUUGAGGUGAAUGUGGCUGAGCUCCCUGAAGAGAUAGACAUCUCCUCGUAUAUUGAGCAAAGCCGGUAGCGUGGUCUCACGGAUCCUCCCUGACUCAUGCAGUGUGGAAGCUGAGAGAAGCACCCCC
This is a messenger RNA of Euleptes europaea (tarantolino), 1350 nucleotides long. It is a transcript of the gene DDX39A, whose product is annotated as DExD-box helicase 39A. Gene Ontology annotation, biological process: mRNA splicing, via spliceosome; mRNA export from nucleus. The coding region runs from base 9 to 1292 and encodes 427 amino acids. The transcript is spliced from 10 exons. NCBI's taxonomy places the organism in Eukaryota, Metazoa, Chordata, Lepidosauria, Squamata, Sphaerodactylidae. Gene Ontology annotation, molecular function: RNA helicase activity; ATP binding; RNA binding. The record is from RefSeq and is a predicted model, not a curated record.